UUCAUCAGUACCAUGGCAAAGUCGAGUUAUUUUACCACUAGCACCACCAUUGUUGCUUUACUAAUUAUCCUUCUUCCAAAAUCUUAUUCUCAAAUUGCAAAAUCUGAUCAUGAUCUUUUAGAAUUCCCUUUGAAUUUAGAGUAUCUUGAAGCUGAAUUCUUUCUGUAUGGCUCUUUGGGUGUUGGCUUGGAUCACGUUGCACCAAAUCUAACCAAAGGAGGUCCAACACCCAUUGGUGGUCAAUUGGCCACUCUCGACUCCGUUACCAGGGAUGUUAUCUUGCAAUUUGCAUUGCAGGAAGUUGGACAUUUAAGGGCUAUUCAAAGUGUGGUUGAAGGAUUCCCAAGGCCAUUGUUGAAUCUCAGUGCAGCAACAUUUGCAAGUGUCAUAGAUUCUGCAUUUGGGAUAAAGUUGGAUCCACCUUUUAAUCCUUAUUCCAGUACUAUCAACUACCUUAUUGCAUCUUACCUGGUUCCUUAUGUUGGACUCACUGGCUACGUAGGAGCAAAUGCGAAACUCGAAGGUGCCACUUCCAGGCGGCUCGUUGCAGGUCUUCUGGGAGUUGAAUCAGGCCAAGAUGCAGUCAUUCGAGCUUUGCUGUAUGAGCGUGCUCACCAGAUAGUAGAGCCAUAUGGAACUGCAGUGUUUGAGUUCACAAAUAAGAUUUCAGCUCUAAGAAAUAAGCUUGGAGGUGAAGGUGUGAAAGAUGAAGGCCUUUUGAUUCCUCCUGCUGAAGGUGCUGAGGGAAGUAUCACAGGCAAUGUGCUCGCCGGAGAUCCGAACUCAGUUGCUUAUGAAAGGACCCCAGAGGAGAUACUUAGAAUUGUAUAUGGAAGUGGAAGUGAAAAAGUCCCUGGAGGUUUUCAUCCUAAUGGAGGUGAUGGCAAUAUUGCUAAAUCUUAUCUGCAUAAAUGAGUGCUCCAAUUGAGUACUUGAGCUGUUGCGGUUUUAUAUUAUACCAUGCAUGUUUAAGAGUGUA
This is a messenger RNA of Ziziphus jujuba (common jujube), 979 nucleotides long. Its product is annotated as desiccation-related protein PCC13-62. The transcript is spliced from 3 exons. The record is from RefSeq and is a predicted model, not a curated record. Bases 13 to 915 code for a protein of 300 amino acids. NCBI's taxonomy places the organism in Eukaryota, Viridiplantae, Streptophyta, Magnoliopsida, Rosales, Rhamnaceae.